AUGGCGGCAAGCACGCGCUGGCCGGACCCCGUUGAGUGCGCCACCUCUCUGGUGCUUGCCGACUACAGGUGGCUGCCCAGCUGCCGCCAUGGCGCCUUUCAGGCGCUCUUGGAGCAGGACGAUGGCAUCGCGUGCGUGUACUUCCUGGCUGAGGUGGAGCUCGCCAUCGCGGCGGCGUCUGCCGCCGAGGCCAACAACUGUGGUGGGGGAGGCGGCACCGCUUCACUCAGUCCCCGCGGGAAACCUUUGCCGCGCCGCACAACCCGCAGGCCAGGGUGGCCGGAUGACAGUCACAACGACGACGGUGGCACUGUGCAAGAGGCGUCGCCACGGCAGCAACACCCCGCGUGCACGACCCGGGCUGUUGUGAUGGUGACGUGGACGACGCUGUACCUUUGCGACACGGAGGCCAACCUGCUGCGCCGUGUGCCCGUGACGGAUGUGGCUGCCGUGGGCGUCAUUCAAGACGCGUGGGUGUGGGUGCGGCUGCGUGAGUCUCCGCUGGGUUCUGGCAUUGCCCGCGUCCCGAGUGGGGCGGACGUGCUCCUCCGCCUUGUGCCGGAGAAUGAGUCCCCGCUUGCGAUUCAGCGCGUCUUCCUGGGAAUUCUUUCCGCCGUCGCCGCCGGGAGCACCGUGGCCGCGGCGAGUGGGACGCUGCCCGCGUCUCCGCUGCCGGCCACAGGCUCGGACUUUGUGCGCGUCCACCGCGACUUUGGCCUCGUGCGGUUGCCGGCCGCCGCCCCACCGGCGUCGCCCCCGCCUGCGGAUAUGCCACGACUUCCGUACGCCGCGGUGUGGGCGGAGGUGGGUGACCCGCGCGGGCUCAUCGAGCACAUGCUCCCUUGCCACCAGCUCGCGUGCAGGCGCCCACCGCCAGUCCGCCGCAACGUGCCUGCGGACCCCACGGCCAGCCGGAGUGACGCGGCGCAGCGGCAUCCACGACCACCAGAGGCGUCGGGUCACUCGCCACGCGUUUUAUCUCCCUCGCCCUCCUGCUCCUCUCCCUUGGCGCCUUCUUGCCUCUUCGUGGCCGGGGACGAGGAGUCCGUGCGGGAAAAGGCCGCGACGCCUUCGGGUGCGGUGUCGCGGUGGUCAGGCCGCCGCCCCCUCCUCUCGCCGGCGCAAGUGGCGAAGGGCUUCCAUCACGGCGAGGGCGGUGGUUCGGCCCGCGGGAACACGCCAGCCACCCCACCGCGUGAGGCCAACCGCGCUGCUCCGGUAAUGUGGGAGGACUCCAUCGAGCGGAUGCUGCGGCACGACAAGUCCUGUGCUCCAGCUGGCAAGGAUUAUGUCCAUCACAUUGCCCGGGACCUCUUGCCGCGCACGGCAGCCCCUGCCUUGUCACUACCGAGGAGUAGAGAGAGGGGGGUUUCAUCUCUCACGCGUGGUCUCUCCAAUGAUGAGGGCGGAAGUGAGUCCAAGGCCGUUUCUCCUCUGGGCAUCGAUCCCCAUUCCUACCUUGAGCCUGCAGAGGCUUUCUUCAGUUGUCCGCCGCUGCGACUGUAA
Trypanosoma conorhini is the source of this 1506-nucleotide messenger RNA. RefSeq lists its product as uncharacterized. The record is from RefSeq and is a predicted model, not a curated record. The transcript has a single exon. NCBI's taxonomy places the organism in Eukaryota, Euglenozoa, Kinetoplastea, Trypanosomatida, Trypanosomatidae. The coding region runs from base 1 to 1506 and encodes 501 amino acids.